This is a messenger RNA of Lacerta agilis (Sand lizard), 6702 nucleotides long. RefSeq names its product tensin 2 (gene TNS2). The record is from RefSeq and is a predicted model, not a curated record. Gene Ontology annotation, biological process: peptidyl-tyrosine dephosphorylation. The coding region runs from base 383 to 5011 and encodes 1542 amino acids. The transcript has 29 exons. Gene Ontology annotation, molecular function: protein binding; protein tyrosine phosphatase activity. NCBI's taxonomy places the organism in Eukaryota, Metazoa, Chordata, Lepidosauria, Squamata, Lacertidae.
GGGUGACCUGGGCUCCUCUGUUUCUCUGCCAGGCCCAGCUGUCCCUCCUUCCCAGUCCAUCCUUUUCCAUUACCUCCGCGCAAAGGGAAGGAGCUAUUGUGUGGCAGGAAACAGCAGCUCCCUGCCUGCCUGCCCGCCUGAUCUCGCAGCCCAGCCUUGGCUCCUGCCUCAUUGUUUCCAGCUCCACAUCCUCCUCUUUCACACACUCCCAAGGGCUGAGCUGGUUUGGGAAGCUGGAUAAAGCAGUUCCACCACAGCCACUGAUGCCUGAGUCGGGGCAAGCCCCUGUCCCUCUCGUGUGGAUUUGUACUCAGCAAUGCCGACCUGACAGUGUUUCCAAGGCAAUUGUGGGAUUAAUGUGCCGUCACCAUCAUCUGUAAACAUGAAGCCCCGAAACACCAUGGACACUCUUCUGAGAGUGCUGGGAAGAAGAGAGAGCACCCGAGUACCAAGUGGCCGCCGGCCUGGGAAGGUGUCCGAGCCUCACACCUUCAAAGAGAAAGUAUUCAAGAAGAAGAAGAAGGCCUGUGUUGUGUGCAAGGAUUCCAUUGAGACCCAGGGCCUUGUUUGUAAAGUAUGCAAAGUGGCAAGCCACAAGAAAUGUGAAGCCAAGGUGGCGUCAUCCUGCCAGCCCCUCCCUCUACCUGAACUGAGGAGGAAUACAGCUCCAGUCCGGCGUAUUGAGCAUUUGGGCUCUACCAAGUCCCUCAACACUGCUAAGCAACGGAACACACUACCCAGGAGUUUCAGCCUAGACCACGUGAUGGAACGCAAGUAUGACUUUGACCUCACCUACAUCACUGAGCGCAUCAUCUCUGUCUUCUUCCCCCUGGCCUUGGAGGAGCAGCGUUACCGUGGCAACCUUCGGGAGGUGGCCCAGAUGCUAAAAUCCAAGCAUGAGGACAAGUACAUGCUCCUCAACCUGUCAGAGAAGCGGCAUGACAUCAUCAGGCUGAACCCCAAGGUGCAGGACUUUGGGUGGCCAGACCUCCACGCCCCACCUUUGGACAAAAUCUGCUCCAUCUGCAAAGCCAUGGAGACCUGGCUGAACUCAGACCCACAGCACGUGGUUGUGCUUCACUGCAAGGGCAAUAAGGGCAAGACCGGCGUGAUCGUAGCAGCCUAUAUGUACUACAGCAAAAUCUCUGCAAGCGCAGACCAGGCCCUCAGCACACUGACCAUGCGCAAGUUCUGCGAGGACAAGGUGGCUGCUUCUCUGCAACCCUCCCAGAAGAGGUAUAUCCAGUAUUUCAGUGGGCUACUCUCAGGCACAAUCAAGAUGAACAGCAACACCCUGUUUCUGCACCAUGUUCUUCUCCCAGCUAUCCCUACCUUUGGGGCUGGAGGAGGUUAUCAACCCUUCUUGAAGAUCUACCAGUCCAUGCAGCUGGUGUACACGUCUGGGAUCUACAAUCUUCAUGGUUCUGGUGGAACUCAGAAGCUCUGCAUCAGUCUGGAGCCAGCCUUGCUCUUGAAAGGAGAUGUCAUGGUGAAAUGUUACCAUAAGCAGCUCCAGGGCACCGAGCGUGAUGUUGUGUUCCGGGUCCAGUUCCACACCUGCACCAUCCACAGCACCCAACUGUGGUUUAGUAAAGAUGAGUUGGAUGAAGCCUGGAGAGAUGAACGGUUCCCAUUUGAAGCAAGUGUGGAGUUUGUCUUCUCUUCCAGCCCCGAGAAAAUUAAAGGCCGAGAGACCUACAGGAACAACGCUGCUGUUGCAGUAGAUUACAACAUCUCCAAUCCCAUAGUGCGCUGGGACUCCUAUGAAAACUUCAACCUGCACCAUGAGGACAGCCUGGAAGAUGUCUUGCACACCCGGGGCCCUCUUGAUGGAAGCCUUUAUGCCCGAGUAAAGAAGAAAGGUGACCAGAGUAGCUUCUCCUCCUCCACCAAUGGCAGCCCCAGCGGACCAGAGUCCCCUCCGCAGCAAGGUGGGCGCUUCCUGUCCAUCAGCAGCGACUCAGGACACUCCUCCCUGCUGACCGAGAAGGCGGAUGAGAGCACGCCACUGUCUAGGCCACAGCCCACAGCUGCCGAGAAGGAGGAGCUAGACCGGCUCUUGGGGGGGUUUGGUGUCCAGCCUCGGCAGCCGAGUGAAGGGAGCUGUCCCCAUGCCGUUUCCCCUUCUCCUACCAAAGAGAGAGAAACUGCCAUUUUGGAAGAUGAGCUCUCAGACAUGGGUCAGCCAGGAACCCACUUCUCCUACCAAGCUCAGCGCUCUGGCCUGGCCCGCCAUUGUUCCUGCCGCCUUGGUUACCGUUCCCACAGCCCUGAGAGGCCUCACAACGUGGCCUACUACAGACCAGAUGGCACUCUGGAGCGGCGGCAGCCCCUCUAUAAUGGCGGGCCCUCUCAUGCGCAUCCCGAGGGGUAUGAAGAGAAACGGCGGGUGUUCCGCUCCCUGUCCGAGGGCAUACAGUCCCACGCCUACCCCUUCGGCCAUGAGCCACUGCCACCUCACAGCCCCAGCCGGCGGGAGCAUGAGGAGCUGCUCAUCUUGGAGGACCCACCCACUUUCUUAUGCCCCUGCCAAGAUUGCCAAGAGAUGGCUCGUGAAGAGGCAAGGUUGCCCACUGCUGCUUUCUACAGCCUGCGCCUGGACCGGGACCCUGAUCUGUGGGGGGUGGAAAACACAAGGCCGCCUCUGCUUCAUCACCCACUCCACCGGGAAGGGCAGCCUGUGCCACUUCUAAUGCCCGCUACCUAUGGACACCACCAUGUGCCCAAUGGGCAACACCAAGCCUUUAACUUUGAGCCCAAGAUGGUGGCUGGGCACAUAGGUCACGCUUACCCAGCUCACCAGAGGUCCAAAGUGAUGGAAGAGAAUGCUGAGGCGUUUCCUUACCCCCGCUAUGGCCCCCCCUACCCCCCAGGGCCACCCUACACCUACAGCCGGGGCCCAGCCAAGUCCUGCUUUGUCUCUGGAUACCCUGGAUCUCCCCACUCCGGCUCCAUUUCGCCAACCAGCCCUCUGUAUCCACCAACCAGGAAGCAUGGCUAUGAGCCCCCAGAGAGCAGCAACGAAUUCCUCCCGCCGGCACCUGUGGAAAGGCAGCGUGAGCUGCAAGACUGCAGGGAUGCCAUGAUGUCCUGGCACGACAGUCCCAUCUCCCUUCAGCAGCAUCGCCAGGAGGUCUUGGCUCACUGUGCAGACAUCUCUGGCUCUCCUACUUCCUUCCACACCAGCAGUCCAGUAUUCAGCAGUGACAGCCCUGGCACCUUCAAGCACAGCAACAAGGCCACCAACCCCCCUGAAAAUGUGCUGCGGCUGAGCCCUGAAGAGCUGGCUUCCCCUAGCUGGAAAAGAGGCCCAGAGAAGAUGGCUUCUUCAAGCAGCCCCACACAGAUGCUCACCCCAAUGCAGGCCUUCACACACCUCCCCACUUUCCGCCCGCAGGCUAAUGGGACUUCUCUGAGACCAGGCCUCCAAGCACCACAGCUGUGCUCCCGCACCCACUGUUCCUCCAGCCCUCCACACAUCACCCCCUCACCCACAGCCAAACAUGGCGUCCCGGCAGAGGACCAGCCACACCAGAAUGGUUCAGAGAGAUCUAGCCUCCAGGCCACAACAGUCUCCUGCGAAUCGUCUGCUGAGGGAGCCUCACGGCCUCAGCUAAGCCCCGUCAUGGAGAGACCGGCCCUGAGGAACAGCUUACGGGUCCCUUGCUACAGCCAGCCUCCUCCCGGCUGCAGAACUGUGUCCAGUGCUCCAGCCUCACCUCAGAUCCCAGCAGCCUACAAUGGGCAGCUGCACUGUGAGAGAAAUGAGGCCGAGGUGGGCCCUGUUCUCCGGUGCCCCAACAGCAGCCCCUCUCUCAGGCCCUCCCCAAUCAGUGUCCUGCCACCAGCCCCUGGCUAUGGUUUCGCAGACAUGCAGGGCUCACCAACCCCGGCCUUCCCCAUUGCGACAGCCUACUACACGGGUGCAGAGAGCAGCCUCUCCGAACGGGAUCCGCCCUGCGAGCCACAGCAGCCCCCGCUGCCUGAAAAGCAUCACAUACCGGCAGCCAGGAACUGGGAGAGGAGCUCACCGCCUGGCCGUAGCCCUGGCUCCGCUCACCACGUCACCUUUGCACCUGGCGUACCUGAUGGCAACACACUUGGCCCAGCUAACAGCUCCGUUCCUAGAACAGAUUCACAGCAAGAGAACCAGGUUAGCGUCAAAUUUGUCCAAGACACGUCAAAGUUCUGGUACAAGCCUCAUUUGUCCCGGGAUCAAGCCAUUGCCCUUCUGAAGGACAAGGAGCCUGGGACCUUCCUCAUUCGGGACAGUAAUUCCUUCCAGGGGGCCUACGGCCUGGCUCUGAAAGUGGCAACACCUCCACCCAACAUCAUCAACCACUCCACCAAAGGCGACCCUGCUGAACAGCUGGUGCGUCACUUCCUGAUUGAGACAGGACCUAAAGGGGUGAAGAUCAAAGGCUGCAACAACGAGCCCCAUUUUGGCAGCUUGCCAGCCCUGGUGUCCCAGCACUCCAUCACCCCCAUCUCCUUGCCUUGCCGUCUCCGUAUCCCAAGCAAAGAUCUUGUGGAGGAGAGCACAGAGCUGGCUGUUCCCACCAACAUGAGCACAGCUGCUGAUCUGCUGAAACAGGGAGCAGCCUGCAGUGUGCUGUACCUGAGCUCUGUGGAAACAGAGUCCCUGACAGGUCCACAGGCUGUGGCCAAGGCAGCCACCAGCACCCUGAGUGCCACUCCCCGUGCUUCUGCCUGCGUCGUGCACUUCAAGGUGUCAGCCCAGGGCAUCACGCUCACAGACAACCAGAGAAAGCUGUUUUUCCGGCGCCAUUAUCCUGUCAGCAGCGUCACUUUCUGCAGCACAGAUCCUCAGGACCGCAGGUGGGCUAACCCAGAUGGCACCACAUCCAAGAUCUUUGGUUUUGUGGCCAAGAAGCAAGGCAGCCCAUGCGAGAACAUCUGCCACCUUUUUGCUGAGUUAGACCCUGAGCAACCGGCAUCGGCCAUUGUCAACUUCAUCACAAAGGUUAUGCUGGGGACUCACCGGAGAUGAAGGGACACUGCUGCAGAUCUCGCUGCAGGCAACUUCUUCCUCCUCCCCACCUUGACCACUGAUUAGUGCUGCUCGUGUGAUGCGGGGAGAAGCUGUUAUUGGGCAGGUUGGCAGGCCUAGGUGGAGCCACUGCUCGGGAGUUUUCUACUCCCCUGCCUCUCUCCCACCUACUGGCCAGCAAAAAGGGCUCUGGGGGUGUGGAUGUCAAGGCUGCACUCAUUUCACUGGACCCCAGGAGUCUGCAUCGCACUGUUUUCUUACUAGCAGACAAAGCAUCAAUGGAUGACAACUUAGAAAAGGACUGUACAGCUUUAAACAUUUGGCUGAUUUUUUCAUAAGCUCAGACAAGGUUCUGCAGCACAACAGUAACUGAAAGCAUCUGGAAGCAAUGAAUAUGUGGAACUGUCUGCAUCCAUUAAGAGGCAGCAUCUUGUACCAUCCUGGUAGAAGAAGAGGUUAGAAUUACUCUGGGCAGGCCAAGGGUAGCAUAAGGGCCAGCUUGCAAACACCAUGCUGAGGAAAUCUGGUUCUUUCUUCUCCGCUGCAAAGCAACAGAAGGGGGGGGGUUGCUGUUUGCAGGGUCAAAGCCCCAGCAAAGUGAGAAAAGCAGCUGGGGAUAUGUUUGCUAGGGUUGGGGGUGGGGAGGAGACUAGUGGCCAGGUGAAGGGUUAAGCUCUCCCCCUACUUGCUGUUUUCCCCCCUCCUGCAAAUCCCUUGCAUAUGGGCUUGUGCGCCAUUUUGCAGCACAGAACCAGCAGCCAGAGCUCCCAGCCCCAUGUCCGCUUCCGAUCAUGCAGAUCAGUCCAGCCUGGCUAUAAAUACCCUUUAGGCUUAUCAAAUACUAACCUUGUCUUCCAUUAGUGAGGAGAAGUGCUCAACAUGGUAAGAUAAGUGAUCCAUUUUGGAAGUUUUAAGCUAGGUGGACAGCAGCAGUCAGUUCUACUUUCUGGAUUUCUUUCUGGAUGUGUUGAAGUAGACCAGCAAGUAUUUGUGACUCCAAGUUGUGACAACCAGAAAAUAACACCCCUCCUAGUGUUACAUUACUGAAACAAAGGAGAUGGGCAGGGGGCUCCUUGGAGUGUUAUUUAUGUGUGUGUCUGAAAGCUGUGAGUGGUUAGAGGAUGUCAGGGUUUUAGUAAAAAAUGGAAGUAGAUCUCAUACGCCUGAAGGCUGUCUGCCCUGUUUUAAACACUCAAGCUAUGGCUACAAAGCUGGCCUUGGGUGUUUUAGAAUUCUAAUUUAUUUUUUUUAAUGCCCCCUCCCUUCCUUUCAUCCUUUGCUGUACCAAUAUAUUUUAUCAGUCUGGCAGUCUCUCUCACCGUUGACUCUGAAGCUUGGAUGUGGGUUUCAAUUAGUAUGUUCCCACUACCCUUUGCCAUUUAGAAUGAAGGCCUUGCUUUCUGAAUAGGAUUCUAAGGCAACCAGCCUUCAACUUAAUCUUGAAUAGAAUUGAGCAGCACAAGAGGGGCAAUUCACUCACAUCUCUUACAUAGAGAGUUUAAGCUAUCUGGUAGUAUUAUUGGACCUCCAACACCUAUCAGCCUCAGCCAUUACAGCCAAGGGGCAGGGAUAAUGAGAGCCAUAGUCCAUAGAUAUCUGGAGGUUCAUGGGAUCCCUACCCCUGAUGUAAACAGCAUCCAAAAGGAUAGAGCCCAGACUGCAGUAGGGAAACAGUAGGAUUUGUAAAUACU